CAAACCAACCACACCAAACACCAAAAAUGCAUAAGCUAUCCACAUUGCUCUUUUCUCUCACUCUCUCCAUCCUCCUCUUUGUCUCCAAUGCCUCCGUGCAGGACUUCUGCGUGGCCGACCUGACCCUCCCGGCCGGCCCCGCAGGCUACUCCUGCAAGAGCGCCGCCAAAGUCACCACCGCCGACUUCGUCUUCACGGGGCUCCGCAAGGCCGGCAACACCACCAACAUCAUCAGCGCUGCAGUCACGCCCGCCUUCGACGCCCAGUACCCAGGCCUCAACGGCCUCGGCCUCUCCAUCGCCCGCCUCGACCUCGCCCCCGGCGGCGUCGUCCCCUUCCACACCCACCCCGGCGCCUCCGAGCUCCUCCUCGUCGUGCAGGGGACCAUCGUCGCCGGCUUCGUGUCCUCGUUCUCCAACCAGGUCUACGUCAAGAAGCUCGUCAAGGGGGACCUGAUGAUUUUCCCGCAGGGCUUGCUGCAUUUCCAGAUCAACGGCGGGGGGAGGACGGCCGUGGCGUUUGCGAGCUUUGGGAGCGCGAACCCCGGGUUGCAGAUCACGGACUAUGCGCUUUUCGCGAACAAUUUGCCGUCGGUGUUGGUGGAGAAGACCACGUUUCUUGACGACGCGCAGGUGAAGAAGCUCAAGUCUGUGCUCGGUGGGAGAGGAUGAUGACCUUGUUUCUCACUCAUAUUUUUAUUUUAAAUUUUUUGUUGAUUUAAUUUGGGGGCUGAAUUGUUGCAUUGUUUACUUGUGUUUUGGUUUUGCAAUGAAUUGUAAUGUGUAAAAUUAUUGACAAUCUAGUUUACGUA
Messenger RNA from Salvia hispanica, 811 nucleotides. RefSeq names its product auxin-binding protein ABP19a-like. The record is from RefSeq and is a predicted model, not a curated record. Lineage: Eukaryota; Viridiplantae; Streptophyta; Magnoliopsida; Lamiales; Lamiaceae. Gene Ontology annotation, molecular function: manganese ion binding.